Molecule: messenger RNA, 1195 nt
Organism: Microplitis demolitor
Lineage: Eukaryota; Metazoa; Arthropoda; Insecta; Hymenoptera; Braconidae
Product: mitochondrial inner membrane protease subunit 2
Exons: 4
Coding region: 695-1195 (166 amino acids)
Biological process (GO): mitochondrial respiratory chain complex assembly
Cellular component (GO): mitochondrial inner membrane peptidase complex; membrane
Molecular function (GO): serine-type endopeptidase activity
Source: RefSeq, a predicted model, not a curated record
AUUAGUUUAUUUAAAAAUUAGUUUAUUUAAAUUUUUUAAAGUAUUAUUAUUAAUUUGUUGUUAGGUUUUUUAGUGUUGAAAAGUGAUAUAAACUGUUGUGUAGUGUUGUGAUAAAUCAGUGUAUGUGAAAUAAAACAUUAUUAGUGAGUUGGUGCUGGAGUCGAUGCUGAUCGUCUUUUGUUUCGGCCAUUAUUUGAAAUCGUCCGCCAAGAAUUACCAGUAAGGUGCAAACGCCAUCUGGGUGAUUCUUGGCGUGGUGAGUGAUGCAUGCUCCAAAUAUUUCAAAUUUAUUUUUUUCAUAUCCGUAAUUUUUGAAUAAUCAUCUCAACAUCUAUAACAAUUUUUCAUAUAUUUAAAUGCAAAUUAUUCAUCAUCGCAUUAGCUAUUGAUAUUUAUUUGUAUCAAAGCAUAACAAGUAAUUUCUUGCUGAUAUAGCUAACGCUAUCUCUCGUUCUCAGAACGAACUUUUAUGCAAAAUACAAAAUUAUUUUUACUCCCAAGGAAAAUAAGUUUUUCCUUCUACUCAUUACCUCAUAGGUUACAAAAUAAAUAACAUUGUUAAUUAUUAACAAAGAUUUAUUUUGUCUGGUUAAUUAUUGAAGUUAUUUAGUCCAUGUAUAUUUUUGUGUAAUUGUUUAUGUUUUGUGACAUUUAUUAUUUUAUCACAUGAUUUUUUUUAGAGCAAAACAAAUACAUGGGACCCAUUGUUCGUAAUAUCCUAAUAGGAAUCCCUAUCGGAAUAACAUUUGUCGACACUGUUGGAUACAUAGCACGUGUUGAUGGUAUCUCUAUGCAACCCGCAUUGAAUCCGAACUCCCAUGUAACUGAUUACGUAUUUUUAAAUCGCUGGAGUGUACGUAAUUACAAUUUCAAUCGCGGUGAUAUUAUAUCAUUUGUAUCACCUAAACAUCCUGAUCAAACGCUAAUAAAACGUGUGAUAGGACUCGAAGGAGACGAAAUCAGAACCAUUAAAUACAAACUACCAUAUUUGAGGGUACCAAAAGGUCAUUGUUGGGUUGAGGGUGAUCAUACAGGUCAUACCGUUGACUCAAACACAUUUGGCCCAGUUUCUUUGGGACUAGUUACUGCUCGAGCGAGUUGUAUUGUAUGGCCACCUAGUAGAUGGCAAUUUCUUAGUUCUGUUUUACCAGAACAUCGAGUGCCAUUAAGGAUUUCAAAACAUCAACCAGCUUAG